GGCUGGGGCUGAGCAGACGGACGGGGAGCUCUCGAGGUGUCUGGAGGCCCAGUGAGCCCGGGAUCCAGGAGGCCCAAGGAGCUGGAGGUGACCCUGAGGCAGCAAGACCCCAGAGGAAGGGCACCAGGCCCACAGACGACUGUGCGGCAUCCCAGGCUGGGCUCCGGUUAGGAGGGGGUGCUGGUGCCCAGGCAGCGGCUCAGAGGCAGCUGCUCCAUGCAGAACUGAAGCUGGUCCUGCAGCAGAAGGGAGAGAGGAAGCAGGAGCCUGGGGCCCAGGUGACUCCCAGCAGUGCCAUGGAGGCCAGGAGCCGGAGUGCUGAGGAGCUGAGGCGGGCAGAAUUGGUGGAGAUCAUCGUGGAGACGGAGGCGCAGACUGGAGUCAGCGGCAUCAACGUAGCUGGCGGGGGCAAAGAAGGAAUCUUCAUCCGCGACCUGCGCGAGGACUCGCCCGCCGCCAGGAGCCUCAGCCUACAGGAAGGGGACCAGCUGCUGAGCGCCCGCGUGUUCUUCGACAACUUCAAGUACGAGGACGCACUACGCCUGCUGCAAUGCGCCGAACCUUACAAGGUCUCCUUCUGCCUGAAGCGCACUGUGCCCACUGGGGAUCUGGCGCUGCGGCCUGGGACCGUGGCCGGCUACGAGAUCAAGGGCCCUCGGGCCAAGGUGGCCAAGCUGAACAUCCAGAGUCUGUCCCCUGUGAAGAAGAAGAAGAUGGUGAUGCCCGGGGCCCUGGGGGCCCCUGCAGACCUGGCCCCUGUUGACGUCGAAUUCUCCUUUCCCAAGUUCUCCCGUCUGCGUCGAGGCCUCAAAGCUGAGGCUGUCAAGGGUCCUGUCCCAGCUGCCCCCACCCGCCGGCGCCUCCAGCUGCCUCGGCUGCGUGUCCGAGAAGUGGCCGAAGAGGCCCAGGCAGCUCGGCUGGCCGCCGCCGCUCCUCCCCCAAGGAAGGCCAAAGCAGAGGCUGAGGUGGCAGCAGGAGCACGUUUCACAGCUCCCCAGGUGGAGUUGGUUGCGCCCCGGCUCCCAGGUGCCGAGGUGGGUGUCCCCCAGGUCUCAGCCCCCGCAGCAGAGGCAGUCAGCGGCUUUGCCCUCCACUUGCCAACCCUUGGGCUAGGAGCCCCGGCUGCACCUGCCGUGGAGCUUGCGGCUGCAGGGAUCCAGAUCCCCCAAGUGGAGCUGCCCACCUUGCCCUCGCUACCGGCUCUGCCCACACUUCCCUGCCUGGAGACCCGGGAAGGGGCUGUGGCAGUGACAGUGCCCACCCUGGAUGUGGCGGCUCCUACAGUGAGGGUGGACCUGGCCUUGCCUGGUGCAGAGGUGGAGGCCCGAGCAGAGGCUCCUGAGGUGGCCCUUAAGAUGCCCCGCCUCAGUUUCCCCCGCUUUGGGGCUCGAGCAAAGGAAGUUGCUGAGGCCAAGGUGGCCAAGCCCAGCCCCGAGGCCAGGGUGAAGGGGCCAAAACUUCGAAUGCCCACCUUUGGGCUUUCUCUCCUGGAACCCCGGCCCACUGCACCUGAAGCCGUUGAGAGCAAGCUGAAGUUGCCCACCAUCAAGAUGCCAUCCUUUGGCAUUGGGGUCUCGCCGCCUGAGGUCAAGGUGCCCAAGGGACCUGAGGUGAAGCUCCCCAAGGCCCCGGACGUCAAGCUCCCAAAAAUGCCAGAAGCAGCCCUUCCAGAUGUGCGACUCCCAGAGGUGGAGCUCCCAAAAGUGUCAGAGAUGAAACUCCCAAAGGUGCCGGAGAUGGCUGUGCCGGAUGUGAGGCUCCCAGAGGUGCAGCUGCCAAAAGUUCCUGAGAUGAAACUCCCGAAGGUGCCUGAGGUGAAACUUCCAAAGGUGCCGGAGAUGGCUGUACCUGAUGUGCAGCUCCCAGAAGUGCAGCUCCCGAAAGUCCCGGAGAUGAAACUGCCAAAAGUGCCCGAGAUGAAAUUCCCUGAAAUGAAGCUCCCGAAGGUGCCUGAGAUGGCUGUGCCGGAUGUGCAGCUCCCAGAAGUGCAGCUCCCAAAAGUGCCGGAGAUGAAACUGCCUAAAGUGCCCGAGAUGGCUGUGCCAGAGGUGCGACUCCCGGAGGUGCAGCUGCCAAAAGUCUCAGAGAUGAAACUCCCGACGGUUCCCGAGAUGGCCGUGCCGGAUGUGCAUCUCCCAGAAGUGCAGCUCCCGAAAGUUCCUGAGAUGAAACUCCCUGAGGUGAAACUCCCGAAGGUACCCGAGGUGGCUGUGCCAGAAGUGCGACUCCCAGAGGUGCAGCUGCCAAAAGUCUCAGAGAUGAAACUCCCUGAGAUGAAGCUUCCGGAGAUCAAACUCCCCAAGGUGCCCGAGAUGGUCGUGCCGGAUGUACACCUCCCAGAAGUGCAGCUCCCAAAGGUGUCAGAGAUGCGAUUGCCGGAAGUGCAGGCGCCGAAAGUCCCAGAUGUGCAGCUGCCGAAGGCACCCGAGGUGAAGCUGCCCAAGCCUCCAGAGGUGCAGCUUAAAGCUGCCAGGGCAGAGCAGGCAGAGGGGAUGGAAUUUGGCUUCAAGAUGCCCAAGAUGACCAUGCCCAAGCUAGGGAGAGCAGGGUCCCCACCGAGAGGCAAGCCAGGUGAGGCAGGGGCUGAGGUCUCAGGGAAGCUGGUGACACUUCCCUGUUUACAGCCAGAAGUGGACAGUGAGGCUCGUGUGAGUGUCCCCUCUCUCACACUGCCCUCAGUGGAACUAGAUCUGCCAGGUGCCCUCAGCCUGGAGAGGCAGGUCCCAGUAGCCGAAGUGGGCAAGGUGGAGAGGGCAGAGGCCCCUGGGGUGGCAGCAGGGGUCAGCGAAAUUGCUUUCCGGUUGCCAUCUGUUGAGAUUGUCACUCCACAGAUGCCCACAGUGGAGGUUGAGGAAGGGCCAGUAGAGGUCAUGGAGAUGAAAGUCAAGCACUCCUCCAAGUUCUCCCUGCCCAAGUUUGGACUCUCGGGGCCAAAGGUGACCAAGGCAGAGGCAGAGGGGGCUGGAAGAGCUGCCAAGAAGGUGUCCAAGUUCUCCAUCUCACUCCCCAAGGCUAAGGUGGGAACCGAGGCAGAGGCCAAAGGGACAGGGGAGGCAGGCCUGCUGCCUGCCCUCGAUCUGUCCAUCCCACAGGUCAGCCUGGAUGCCCAUCUGCCCACUGGCAAGGUGGAGGUGGCAGGGGCCGAUGUCAAGCUCAAGGGGCCCAGGUUUGCCCUGCCCAAGUUUGGGGUCAGAGGCCGGGACACCGAGGCAGGAGAACUAGUGCCAGGGGUGGCUGAGUUGGAGGGCAAGGGCAGAGGUUGGGAUGGGAGGGUGAAGAUGCCCAAACUGAAGAUGCCCUCCUUUGGGCUGGCUCGAGGGAAGGAAGCGGAAAUCCCAGGUGGGCGUGUCAGCCCUGGGGAAAAGCCAGAGUCCACGGCUGGGCAGCUUAAGAUCCCUGAGGUGGAAUUGGUCACCCUGGGGGCCCAGGAGGAAGGGGGGGCAGAAGAGGGUGUAGCUGUCAGUGGAGGACGGCUAUCAGGCCUGCAGGUGUCCACAACCAGGCAGGUGGGCACUGAGGGCCAGGAUGGGGGACUGAGAAUGCCGCUGGGCAUCUCCCUGCCCCAGGUGGAGCUGAGUGGCUUUGGGGAUGUUGGCUUAGGUACCACCCCAGGGCAGCAGGCCGAAAGUACAGCCCCUCCAGCAGAGGGCACAGCAGGCUUCAAGGUCCAGGUGCCUCAGGUGACCUUGUCUCUACCUGGAGCCCAGGGGGCAGGUGGUGAACUAUUGGUGGGCGAGGGUGUCUUCAAGAUGCCCGCUGUGACAGUGCCCCAGCUUGAGCUGGAUGUGGGACUGAACCGAGAGGCGCAGGUGGGUGAGGCAGCCACAGGUGAGGGUGGGCUGAGGCUGAAGAUGCCCACACUGGGGGCUAAAGCUGGGGCUGGGGGAGGGGGGCCUGGGGACCAGCCCCCAGGGGCCGAGCGUACCUUCCACCUCUCACUGCCCGACGUGGAGAUCUCACCGCCUGCAGUGGGCAGCCAUGCCGAGUACCAGGUGGCAGAGGGUGAGGGGGAUGCCGGACACAAACUCAAGGUGCGACUGCCCCGAUUUGGCCUGGCUUGGGCCAAGGAGGGGGUUGAGGAGGGUGAGAAGGCCAAGAGCCCGAAACUCAGGCUGCCCCGUGUGGGCUUCAGCCAGAGUGAGGCAGUCACCAGGGAAGGCUCCCCCAGUCCCGAGGAGGAGGAAGAGGAAGGUGGUGGGGAAGGGGCCUCGGGGCGUCGAGGCCGCGUCCGAGUCCGAUUGCCCCGCGUGGGCCUGGCUACCACUUCCAAGGCAUCUCGGGGACAGGAGGGCGAGGCAGCCCCCAAGUCCCCUGGUGGGGAGAAGUCACCCAAGUUCCGCUUCCCCCGGGUGUCCCUAAGCCCCAAGACCCACAGCGGGAGCGGGGACCAGGAAGAGGGUGGAUUCAGGGUCCGGAUACCCAGCGUGGGGUUUUCGGAGACAGGGCCUCCAGGCCCCACGAGGAUGGAGGGGGCUCAGACAGCAGUCAUCUGAAAGCCCUGGGCAGAGGGAGGCUCCCCUCCUGUUUCCCCCCCCCCCGACCCCUUGUUUUGUGUGUGAGAUAACUAGCACUAACCCUCAGAGGGCUGGGAGGUGGGCGACUGACCAGGGCAGGGCGAGGAGGCCAUGCCCAGCUCGUUGGCAGGACUGCCUGUAUCUUGCCAAACCAUGUGAAUAAAAUAAUCCAGAGGUA
Messenger RNA from Camelus dromedarius (Arabian camel), 4692 nucleotides. It is a transcript of the gene PRX, whose product is annotated as periaxin. The coding region runs from base 297 to 4493 and encodes 1398 amino acids. NCBI's taxonomy places the organism in Eukaryota, Metazoa, Chordata, Mammalia, Artiodactyla, Camelidae. The record is from RefSeq and is a predicted model, not a curated record. The transcript is spliced from 7 exons. Gene Ontology annotation, cellular component: nucleus; cytoplasm. Gene Ontology annotation, biological process: regulation of RNA splicing; peripheral nervous system myelin maintenance. Gene Ontology annotation, molecular function: protein binding.